Messenger RNA from Lontra canadensis (Northern American river otter), 5074 nucleotides. It is a transcript of the gene CEP97, whose product is annotated as centrosomal protein 97. Bases 562 to 3135 code for a protein of 857 amino acids. The record is from RefSeq and is a predicted model, not a curated record. The transcript is spliced from 11 exons. NCBI's taxonomy places the organism in Eukaryota, Metazoa, Chordata, Mammalia, Carnivora, Mustelidae. Gene Ontology annotation, molecular function: protein binding.
AAUUCCAGGUUCAUACUUAUUAGAUAUACCAUCAGGUCUAAAGUUCUGUUAAAUAUUCAAGAACCACUUAAAAAUACUGCACAAAACCUUCUAUCCGGGAAUGCGUUAAAUUUUCGAGUGAAAUAUAUCCAUCUUGACUAUUCCAACAAGAUUGCCCAAGUCAUUCCUAUAGCAGAGUAGAAAACUUUGAAUUGAUUCAGAAUUGUCAAAAGGGGCAGCCGCCAUAGAGGCUUGUAGCAGAGAGCGCUGAAAUUCGAUCUGCAUUAAAUAGCGACAUUAUAAUAAUCUCAAAGGUAAAAGUGUUAAAUUUCACAAACAUCUAGAAAAGGGAGCAAAAAGAUCACCUAACAAUAGUUGGCUUAUCUGUCAGAUCAGUGUUCCUAAACACACUGCGGUUCAGAUUCUAAACCUGAGUUUUACAUCAUUAGACGCCGGCAGCCAAUUGGGCCGUCUGGUUGCCGUGCAUCCUGGGAGCUGUAGUUUCCGGCUCCCUCCUCCUGACUCCAAACUCCACCGAGCAGCUGGAGGACGGUUGCUUGGUAUUAUUAGCAAGCGGGAAGUAUGGCGGUGGCGCGCGUCGACCCGGCUUUGCCUCCUGGAGAAGGAUCAGUGGUCAACUGGUCAGGACAGGGGCUACAGAAAUUAAGUCCCAACUUACAUUGUGAAGCUGAUAUUCAUACUUUGAUUCUGGAUAAAAAUCAGAUUAUUAAAUUGGAAAAUCUUGAGAAAUGCCGACGAUUAAUACAGUUGUCAGUGGCUAAUAAUCGUCUGGUGCGAAUGAUGGGUGUGGCCAAACUGACCCAACUCAGGGUGUUAAAUUUGCCUCAUAAUAGCAUUGGCUACGUGGAAGGGCUGAAGGACCUAGUACAUUUGGAAUGGCUGAAUUUGGCAGGAAAUAAUCUGAAGGCCAUGGAACAAAUGAGUAGCUGCACAGCUCUACAACACCUUGAUUUAUCAGACAAUAACAUACCCCAGAUAGGUGAUCUAUCUAAAUUGGUAUCACUGAAGACCCUGCUUUUACAUGGAAACAUCAUCACCUCUCUUAGAAUGGCACCUGCUUAUCUACCCAGAAGUCUUGCUAUACUUUCCUUGGCAGAAAAUGAAAUUCGGGACUUAAAUGAGAUCUCUUUCUUGGCAUCCUUAACUGAAUUGGAACAGUUAUCCAUCAUGAACAAUCCUUGUGUGAUGGCAACACCAUCCAUUCCAGGAUUUGACUAUCGGCCAUACAUUGUCAGCUGGUGCUUAAACCUCAGAGUCCUAGAUGGUUACGUGAUUUCUCAGAAGGAAAGUUUGAAAGCUGAAUGGCUCUACAGUCAAGGCAAGGGGAGAGCAUAUCGUCCAGGCCAGCAUAUCCAGCUUGUGCAGUAUCUGGCUACUGUCUGUCCUCUAACUUCCACACUGGGUCUUCAAACUGCAGAGGAUGCCAAACUAGAGAAGAUUCUGAGCAAACAGAGGUUUCACCAGAGACAAUUGAUGAACCAAAGCCAAAGUGAAGAGCUAGCCUCUCUUGCUCCUGUUGAAACAAAAGCACCCCUUGUACCUGAGCAUUCAAGCCCUGUUCAAGAUGGCCAGAUAGUCCAGGAAAGCGAACCUGUCAUCCAAGUCAAUUCUUGGGUUGGGAUUAACAGUAACGAUGAUCAAUUAUAUGCUGUUAAGAAUAACUUUCCAGUCUCUGUACACACUACAAGAUAUUCUCGAAAUGACCUGCACUUGGAAGACAUACAGACAGAUGAGGACAAGUUAAACUGUAGUCUUCUCUCUUCAGAGUCCACUUUUAUGCCAGUUGCUUCAGGACUUUCUCCAGUAUCACCUACAGUUGAGCUGAGGCUACAAGGCAUUAACUUGGGCCUAGAAGAUGAUGGUAUUGCAGAUGAAUCUGUGAAAGGGCUGGAAAACCAGGACUUUAAUAAGGAAGAGGAAAAGGCGUUUUGGACUACAAAUGAGAAUUCUGUUCAAAUGAAGGAAAGUGUCAUCACUGCAGAGGUAAAUGAGAAAGAUGCGCUCUUAUCUUGUCUGGAGCCAACAGUAAUUAGUGCUGUCUUGAAGGAUGACGCCCGUGGUCUUACAUCUUUUCCUGAGUCAGUUGGACACAGUGUCUUCCAUACACAGCCAGGCAGUGGAGAAACUGUAGCUUCAGAGAAACUUCCCUGUGGGGUUUUAACCCAGACGUCUGUUGCUUUGGGACAAGAUAAAGUUGCCCUUCAGAAAUUAAAUGAAGCAGCCACGAAACUUCAGGCCUAUUGGCGGGGCUUUUAUGCCAGGAACUACAACCCCCAAGCUAAAGAUGUGCGUCAUGAAAUUCGGCUGCGCAGAAUGCAGGAACACAUUGUUUGCUUAACUGAUGAAAUAAGGAGAUUAAGAAAAGAAAGAGAUGAAGAACGUAUUAAAAAAUUUGUACAAGAAGAGGCUGUCAGAUUCCUUUGGAACCAGGUAAGGUCUCUACAAGCUUGGCAACAGAUGGUGGAUCAGCGUCUAAGUUCCUGGCAUACUGAUGUUCCUCCUGUAUCAAGUAAUCUAGUGCCUUCUAUUCAUCCAUUAUUCACCCAAAGUCAGGAGCCCUCUUCUGAUCAAAAUUCUCAUUGGUUCAUUGCUCCUGAUGAGGCUCCUCAAGAGAAAUCUUUACCAGAAUUUCCAGACUCUGGUUUUCAUUCUUCCCUAACAGACCAAGUUCACUGUUUGCAGGAUUCUCUGGAUUUUGAGAAAAGUUCCACAGAAGGCAGUGAAAGUUCCAUAAUAGGGAAUUCCAUUGACACAGUCAAAUAUGGCAAAGAGUCAGAUACAGGGGAUGUCAUUGAUGAACACAGUGAAUGGAAUAAGGAAAGCUUAAACAAUGAGCAGGAUAAUAGUCUACUUGAGCAGUAUUUAACUUCAGUUCAACAGCUAGAAGAUGCUGAUGAGAGGACAAAUUUUGAUGAAGGGACAGGAGAUAGUAAGCUUGACAUACCUUCUUCCCCUGAAAAGUUAGAUGCCUUGUCUGAUGGUGCUUCUGUAGAUGAUACUCAUGGCCUAUCUCCUACUUUGCAAGAUGAAAUCAGCCAGGCACCAGAAAAUUGUAAAUUAAAUGCUGAAGUUCAAGGGCAACAGUCAGACUGCGAUUCUAAAUUUCAGGUAUUGCAUGUUGGUAUUACAGUGUAGCAUGUGUGGUUGCUUGGGAGGAGAAAGUUUCUUAAGAAUUUCAGUUGUCUUUUUUUUUUUUUUUUGUGAAGGGGAAUAUCACCCCACUUUUCUUACUAUUUAUAUAGAAUUUGUAUUCUUAUCUCAUGUUUUCUAUAUUUCAGAGACUGGGCUGAAUCUUCAUUUUGAUUUUAUUAGCUAUUAGCUGUAAUCCGUCAAACAAUAUUUAUGUUGAAAGCUAUAUGCACUUUAUUUCCUAAUAACUGAAUUGCAUCAACAGUGUUCUUGUUUUUUAAUGUACUCAUUUCCUUUCUAAAAUAAACUAGAAUAUCUUUCAAGAAAAUAGAACAGUUUACCUUAAAGAUAUAAAUAAGAGAAGUUAGAUUUUUCUGUAUGUGAGGAAAUUAAUUAUGCAGUAAGGAAUGCAACUUGUUAAAGUGAGUGUAGAUGACAAAUAUAAGGACUGUGAACUAUAGAAAUUUUUCCAGCCUCCUUGGAAUAAGAACAUAUAUUUUUAAGCCUUUUGUCCUCCCUUAUGAGUCAAGAAAACCCUUCUUAUGAGCAAAUAGGGAGAAAAGGUAAGAUUAUAGGAUUUUUCAGAGGAAAUGAAUAUAAUUAUCUCAUGGAAAACUUUAAUGCCAUCUGUCAGUUUUAACAUAUGAAGUAAAGUGUUCCAUUUGGAAUUAAAAUCAAGCUUACUUAAAGAGGCAUGACUAGAAUAUCUCUUAGAUGUGGAGAAAGCAGAUGCUAGGCUCCAUUUGCUUGGAAUAAUGUCACAGCAGACAUUAUCUUUUCAUUCAGUGCUUUUUUACCCUACAGAUAAGAUGUGCCAACUUCCUUGCCAGAAAUUAACGUAUGUUCAUCUUCUCUGACCCUGCAUUAUAUUUGCUUAUGUAUUUCAGCAGAAGGUCCAUGGCCAUUUACUUCAUAUUUUGACCUCUGCUUCACAAUGAAGAACAUUUAAAAUAAUAUUAAUGGUAGAAUAUGACUUUUUAAAAGGACUGUUUUCUAUCCAAAUCUCUGGAAAAGUGCCACAUUUGGAAGGCAAUUUAGUGGUGGUUAAAAAAAAAAUAAACCUCACUUAUUUCUUGUUAAGAAUAUAUAUCUGUAACUUCAGGAAGAAAUGAUAAUAUUGUGUUGAAUGUUAUUGAUGGAUGCAUUUGCAAAUCAAGGAAGCUUAAUAAAUUAAUCUUUGAGAAUGUUGUAGUAUCAUUGAACAACAUAUAUCUGAUUUCCCCUAAUCUUUGGACAUACAACUAUUUAAAACUAUGGCAAUACUUAAGUGUUCUAAAUUUAGGUGCUAAAUAUCUAUUCAUUUUUCUGUUACAGUCACUAGAUCCCUUUCUUCAAAGUUAUAUAAAAUAAAAACUUACAAUCCUUUAAGAAUAAAGUUGGGGAUCACAUGUUAUACUUUCUUGAUAGCUAGAAACAUUUCUCCGGUAUGGGUAAGAUGUAUUUUUUUUGGUUUGUAAAUAUGUAGCACUCAGGUUGAGAAGACUUAGAUUUCAUUCUCAGAAAUUCAGAGUCUCUUGAAAAGGAAAUAUUUUCUGUCUCUUAUAAAUGAAACAGCCGUCUUACAUUCAAAAUUUUCCGUACUGAAGCAUGUGUAACGUUGAAUGCACAUUAAAUAAAAAUAGAAUUUUUUACUUUUUGAAUAAUGCUAAUUAUCUUUUAUGAAUGAUUUUGAAUUUCUUCUUAAAUAUACCCUAUUUUUCUAUUUUACAGUUAAGUGCCUCAUUUGCUGCCCAUAGUUAGAAAAAACAACUUGCACUGCACUAAAUACCAAAGUGCUGAUUUAUGGUACAUUAAUUUCUCAUAAAAGUCCCUAAAAUUUUGUGGUUCAGUAUUACCUAAGUAGGUUUCUGCUGAUAUCUUCUCCCUCUUUUUCUAAGAAACGGCACAAUACAACUAAAUUCAUUUGAAUAUUAGUGUUUGUCAGCAAGAUUUCCUUUUUUAACUU